Messenger RNA from Phalaenopsis equestris, 1662 nucleotides. Its product is annotated as pentatricopeptide repeat-containing protein At5g66520-like. The transcript is spliced from 2 exons. Lineage: Eukaryota; Viridiplantae; Streptophyta; Magnoliopsida; Asparagales; Orchidaceae. Gene Ontology annotation, biological process: RNA modification. The coding region runs from base 82 to 1602 and encodes 506 amino acids. Gene Ontology annotation, molecular function: RNA binding; protein binding. The record is from RefSeq and is a predicted model, not a curated record.
CAAACUGGGGACAUUUUGAGAUGGGCCGGUUUGCAGUACAGAGUCGCUAGCAAUCGCUGCAGACUAAUAACAAAGCAUGAAAUGCCCAAAAGACAUCCGGCUCCUGCCACAAGUCUCGCCGCCACCUCUCUCGCAGGACUCUUCGGUCAAUGUCGCAGCCCACGUAAGCUCCACCAGAUCCAUACACAAAUUGUCACAUCCCCCCUCUUCAACCGCCGCAUCGCCGCCUCUCUCAUCUCCCGCCUUCUCUUCUUCUGUUCUACCUUCCCUUCUCCCGCUUCUCUCGCCUACGGCUCCAUUCUCUUCCAUUCUAUCCUCUCCCCAACCCUCUUCAACUACAAUGCCAUUAUUCGAAUCCAAUCCUCCUCUUUCUCCUUCUCAAUCAGCCCUCUCUUUCUCUACAACCAAAUGCUUGGUGGCAGUAUACGACCAGAUCACCUUACAUUCCCCUUCCUUCUCAAGUUCUGCUCUUUACGGCUCGAUGGCAAUGCUGGCCAAGCUUUGCAUGCCCAUGUUGUGAAGCUUGGGUUCCAGCUCGACGUUUUUAUUCAGAACAGUAUGAUAAUCAUGUACUCCAGCUGUGGACUUCUUGUAUGUGCUGAGAAAGUGUUUGAUGAAAUGCCUCGAAAAGAUGUGGUUUCUAAAAAUUCAAUUUUGACAGGUUAUUUGAACUGCGGAGAGAUGGAUGCUGCGUUGGAUAUGUUUUCACGAAUGGAAGAAAGGAAUUUAAGAACUUGGAAUUCAGUUAUUGCUGGGUUAGUUCACGUUGGUCGGGCUAGAGAAGCUCUGGGUUUGUUCCAGGAGAUGCUGUUGUAUGACGGGGAGUCUGUUAAGCCUGAUAAUAUUACGAUUGCAAGUGUGAUAACCGCUUGUGCUUCUAUCGGAGCUUUGGAUCAGGGGAAAUGGCUGCAUAGUUAUUUAAGAAGGAAAAAAAUGGAUUUUGAUGUUGUGAUUGGCACUGCUCUCAUAGAUAUGUAUGGGAAGUGUGGAAGUUUGACUAAGGCAAGAGAAGUGUUUGAGGAGAUUCUGGAGAAGGAUGUUUUGGCUUGGACAGCGAUGAUCUCGGUUCUUGCGGUGCAUGGGCGUGGCGAGGAGGCUUUAGUUCUUUUUGAAAAGAUGGUGAGCCUAGGUUUGAAGCCUAAUUAUGUGACAUUCGGCUCACUCUUAAGUGCAUGUGCUCACUCUGGCUUGGUGGAAAAAGGACGUUGGUGUUUUGAUUUGAUGAAAAGAGUUUACUUGAUUAAGCCUCAAGUUCAGCAUUUUGCUUGCAUGGUUGAUUUGCUUGGUAGGGCUGGCUUGUUUUCAGAGGCUGAAACUCUGAUCAGAUCAAUGCCGAUGGAACCUGAUUCUUUUGUUUGGGGAGCUUUGCUUGGUGCUUGCAGGAUGCAUGGAAAUGUGGAGCUUGGAGAAAGAAUUGCUGGUUAUUUUAUGCAAAGGGAUCCUCUCAACCAUGCUUUUUACAUGGUUUUAAGUGACAUAUAUGCGAAAGCAAAGAGGUUUGAGGAUGUGAAGAAAAUUUGGAACUUUAUGAAAGAAAUGGGGAUCAAGAAAACUUCACCCGGUUGCAGCAUGAUUGAUGUUGAUGGCCAGCUUCGAGUAUGAGAUUUUUUGGUGCGAGAGAAAACGCCCAGUCAUGCCACCAUCAUCUAAGAUCAGUAUGAA